UCGAGUUUUGUAAGCCCCGUAGCGUGAAUUUCUCACGUUGAUCCACACCGGCGUUCUUUCUUUGAAAGUGUAAAAUUGUGAUUGGGAAAUUCAGUUCAGAAUGGCAGAAGGAGACACAGCAACAACAAAUGAUCAAGACAUGACAGAAGAUAAAAAAGAAGAGGUUGAACCUAUGGAACAUUCAGGGGAAGGUACUGAUGAAAAUGAAUACGAAUUUAAAGGAGAACACACAGAAGACUAUCAAAAACUUCUAGAUUAUGGACUGAAUGGGGUUUCCAACAAAUUAGAUGAAAUAUUUAUAUCUGGGAAGUUGGCAUAUGCAGACUUGGACGAACGUGCAUUAGAUGCCCUAAAGGAGUUUCCCACUGAUGGUGCAUUAAAUGUGCUGAAACAAUUCCUCGAUAGCAGCCUAGAACAUGUUUCCAAUAAAAGUGCUUUCUUAUGUGGAAUAAUGAAAAUGUACAGACAGAAGAGUAAAUUGGGUGGAUCAUCAUCAACAGCUACAACAAAGGGUCCAGAUGAAGAUAAAAUUAAAGAAAUUUUAGACAGAACAGGAUACACACUUGAUGUAACAACUGGACAAAGAAAGUAUGGAGGUCCACCACCAGACUGGGAUGGACCUCAGCCAGGUGCUGGUUGUGAAGUUUUCGUCGGAAAAAUUCCAAAAGAUCUCUUUGAAGAUGAGCUUAUUCUUCUCUUUGAAAAAUGUGGAAAAAUCUGGGAUUUAAGGCUCAUGAUGGACCCACUUAGUGGCCAAAAUCGUGGAUAUGCAUUUAUCACAUACUGUAACAAGGAUGGAGCACAUAAUGCUGUAAAAGAGCUGGAUAAUUAUGAAAUCAAAAAGGGCAAGACCCUGAAAGUCAAUAUAUCAGUUCCAAACCUUCGUCUUUUUGUGGGUAACAUCCCAAAGAGCAAGAGCAAAGAGGAGAUCUUUGAAGAAUUUGGUAAAUUAACAGCUGGAUUGAGUGAUGUAAUCAUCUACAGCUCACCAGAUGAUAAAAAGAAAAAUAGAGGGUUUUGUUUCCUAGAAUAUGAAUCUCACAAGGCUGCAUCUUUAGCUAAAAGAAGAUUAAGCACUGGACGAAUAAAAGUUUGGGGUUGUGACAUCAUCAUUGAUUGGGCAGAUCCACAGGAAGAACCUGAUGAAGAAACCAUGAGUAAGGUUAAAGUAUUGUAUGCAAGAAAUUUAACUGCAUCAGUAACUGAAGAAAAAUUAAAGGAAAUGUUUGAAAAUUAUGGAAGAGUUGAAAGAGUGAAAAAAAUUAAGGACUAUGCAUUUGUCCACUUUGAAGACCGUAAUAAUGCAGUGAAAGCAAUGAAUGCACUUAAUGGCAAAGAUGUAGAAGGAGGGAUGAUAGAAAUUUCACUAGCAAAACCUCCAUCAGAUAAGAAAAAGAAGGAAGAGGUGCUAAGAAAUCGAGAAAAGAGAAUGAUGGGCAUAAUGCAACAGAGAUCGAUGAUGAUGGGAAUUCCCCCACAGCCUCGUGGUCGAGGUGGAAGAAUGCCUCCGCCUGGACCCAGAAAUUAUGAUUAUGACUACGACUAUUACGGGUAUGGUGACUAUUGUGGAGGAUAUGCUGAUCCCUACUAUGAUGAUUAUUAUGGCCCUUAUGAUGACUAUUAUGACUAUGACUAUGACUACGGAUAUGUUCCACCGCCGCCACCGCCAAGAACACGAGGAGGACCAGAUAGGGUGCAUGGUGGACAUGGUGGAAUGAUGCCCCGUGGUCGUACCCCUGGUCUGGGUCACCCUCAUGGCAGGGUUCCGGCCACUAUCCCCCGAGGUCGAGGUAUCCGUGGAAAUUUGACUCUUCAAGAUGCGAUUGGCCAAGGUGGUUUCCAGCUGUCUCGCCUCAAUUAG
Molecule: messenger RNA, 1861 nt
Organism: Limulus polyphemus (Atlantic horseshoe crab)
Lineage: Eukaryota; Metazoa; Arthropoda; Merostomata; Xiphosura; Limulidae
Product: heterogeneous nuclear ribonucleoprotein R-like
Cellular component (GO): nucleus; ribonucleoprotein complex
Molecular function (GO): mRNA binding
Source: RefSeq, a predicted model, not a curated record